UCAUCCUUUCCUAGCACAGCCUCUACAUCACAGGAAGACCAUGAAAGCAACUCAGAAUCCACUUCCUCGAGGAUAUUGAGAGUAACUCUGUUGAGCAGUGAAUGGAGAUCAACAAAAGGAGGCUUGUCAACCAUCAACCGAGAGCUGUCUAUUCAGUUGGCUAAACACCCCAGUGUGGAGGUCAGUGUUUAUCUUCCUCAGUGCAGCGAAGAGGAUAAACAAGUUGCUUUUAGUCACAAUGUACAGCUUAUUGACGCAGAAGAAAUGCCAGGUUAUGACCCUGUUGACUGGUUGUCCUUUCUUCCUGAAAACCAUUCUGUGGAUUGUGUGAUAGGACAUGGGGCUGUUCUUGGUCGACAAGUGCAGGGUAUAAAACGUCAGUGUAAGAGCAAGUGGAUUCAGGUCGUUCAUACAGCUCCUGAAGAGCUUGGUAUAAUCAAGUCCUACGCAGAUGCCAUUUCAAGAGGCGAGAAAAAGCACCAGGCUGAGGUAAAACUCUGUGAAAAAGCUGAUCAAGUUGUAGCAGUUGGACCCAAGCUGGCUGAAGCUUUCUCACGUUAUCUCCGUGCCUGCGGAAAGGAUCAAGAUGUCCUCAAUCUUACCCCAGGCAUCUUCUCUGAAUUUUCUGAUAUAAAGCAAGCCACUGAAGAAAGAAAAACAUUCAGUGUCUUAGUGUUUGGACGUGGUGACAGUGAAGACUUCCAGCUGAAAGGAUAUGACAUAGCUGCUCGAGCUAUUGCCGAGUUGAAAGAUGAGCCACAGCCCUAUAAGCUGUUGUUUGUUGGAGCUCCAAGUGGAGAAGAGGAGAAAGUAAAAGAUUUGUUACUCCAGCAAGGCAUUGAUCGCAGUCAACUAACUGUACGUUGUUUCAAUGAAAGUAGAGAGCAGUUAGCCCGUUUGUUUUGUAAAGUAGAUCUU
Porites lobata is the source of this 918-nucleotide messenger RNA. Lineage: Eukaryota; Metazoa; Cnidaria; Anthozoa; Scleractinia; Poritidae. The record is from the annotation of a GenBank genome assembly.